UGGACACUGAUAGGCAGCACUGAUGGGCACUGAUAGGGGGCACUGAUGGGCAGCACUGAUGGGCACUGUGUAUGGGGGCCCAGGGGCGGACUGACAACUCAUGAGGCCCUGGGCAAUAGGGGAUCAUGGGGCCCCUGUGUCCUUGGCCAAACUUAAAAAAGCCUAUGAAAAAGGUACCAGGGGCAUCUCAUGAGGCCCCCUACUGACCCCGGGCCCUCGGGCAGUGCCCCAGUUUCCAAAUGGUCAGUCCGCCUCUGAGGGGGCCUA
Staurois parvus is the source of this 267-nucleotide messenger RNA. Lineage: Eukaryota; Metazoa; Chordata; Amphibia; Anura; Ranidae. The record is from the annotation of a GenBank genome assembly.